Messenger RNA from Hyposmocoma kahamanoa, 1667 nucleotides. Its product is annotated as nucleolar complex protein 4 homolog A. Bases 1 to 1557 code for a protein of 518 amino acids. The transcript has 10 exons. Gene Ontology annotation, cellular component: Noc4p-Nop14p complex; nucleolus; small-subunit processome. Gene Ontology annotation, biological process: ribosome biogenesis. The record is from RefSeq and is a predicted model, not a curated record. NCBI's taxonomy places the organism in Eukaryota, Metazoa, Arthropoda, Insecta, Lepidoptera, Cosmopterigidae.
AUGGCUGCCAUGCAGCAAAAUUUAACAAAAAUGGUCUCAGCGCAACUACGCAUUAAAGCUAACGAGUUUUUAAACUCCAGGAAACAUGCUAACAACCUUGCGGAUAUCCUACAAAUGUUUGAGGCUGAGACCGAUAAUUAUACGCCGUUGUUAUUAACAAUCGAAGUGAUAUUCACGGAACUGUUGAAACGCGGUGAUCUUAUCCAAGAAAUAGUCCCUUUGAAGCCUAUAGACCACAGUGCAGAAGCAGAAUACACAAGAUGGUUGCGCGAUUGCUACGAGACAGCGACAACCCGUGCACUCGAAUGCAUCAAACGCGGGCGCUCUUGUUCCCGCCGUCAGGCUCUCAUCACCACCUGCAAGCUGUUGCAGGCUGAAGGCAAAUACCCUAUGGAAAGUUCUCCUGGUUAUUACUUCCCUUCAGUCAGACUUAAGAACAUAUUCUCUGUACUGCUGGAUUCGGAGACAGCGAUGACGGCGCCCAUCGCUCGCUUCCAGGAGUUCACCGAAUAUCGAGAUGUCCAGCAAUACGGGCUUAAAGUUCUUUCCACUCUUGCUUACCGCAAGUCACCAACCCCCAUGUACAUGCAGAACUAUUUAGAGCUGAUGGAUAAACUGCUGGUGAGCGAGAUCCCCGUGGAAAUCAAGAUGAAAGUUAAAGAUAGAGAGGAAGACGAGAAAGAGGAGAAACUGCUGUGUGGCACAGAUGACAAGGCUCCAUUCCCCUACAACCCGGGCGUGUGCCGACGCUAUGCGAACCGCUGCUGGGGCUUCGCAUGCCAGUGGCCUCUCUGCGAAGAGCCUCGCACACACCGCCGCGCGCUUCUACUGCUCGUGGAGAGACUCAUGCCGCUACUCACACGCCCACAUCUCGCUACCGACAUGCUGUGCGACAGUCUCGAUGCUGGUGGUCCAAUAAGCAUGCUAGCGCUGCAAGGCGUGCUGGAACUGGUGCGGCGGCACAAUAUCGAUUAUCCAGACCUGUACGACCGCCUCUACGUCAUGUUCGAGCCAGAGAUGUUCGCCACUCGCUACAAGCGUCGACUUAUGCAUCUCGCUGACAUAUUUCUAAGCUCCACCCACUUACCCGAAGGUUUAGUAGCAGCGUUCGCCAAACGCCUUUCACGAUUGGCACUAGUGGCGUCCCCUGAAGACGCCUGCGGCCUGUUGCAGCUUGUAGCAAAUAUGAUACUCCGGCACCCAGGACUCAAACGCAUGAUUUGCUAUGAAGACUCACCUGCCAUCAUGUCCAGCGACCCAUACGUAAUGGAGGAGACGUGCGCGUCGAACUCGCGGGCGCUGGGGUCGUCCCUGUGGGAGGUGGCGGCGCUGCAGAGGCACUUCUGCGCGAGCGUGUCCGCCGCCGCCGCGCGGGUCCUGGCUGCGCCCAAGGACCGCGCGCAGCCCGUGUCCUUGGCCGCCGGCGACGACAGCGCCUUGUUCGAUGCCGAACUGAAGAAGAGGUUCAAGACCAUAGAGCUAAAUUUCAUACGGCCACAAGGAAUGACGUUGCCUUCUGGCGAACGGCUGCUGCAGUAUUGGGAGCUCAUGGCAUGAACAAGGAUGUAAGUGGUGAUGAAAGAGACUCUGUCUUUUAAGGCGUUUUAUAACUACUCGAUUCCAUCUUACAGGACUCGACUCUAAAAUUAAGACUGGGGAUUCGAGAU